Molecule: messenger RNA, 2288 nt
Organism: Fulmarus glacialis (Northern fulmar)
Lineage: Eukaryota; Metazoa; Chordata; Aves; Procellariiformes; Procellariidae
Gene: TYK2
Product: tyrosine kinase 2
Exons: 14
Biological process (GO): cell differentiation; cytokine-mediated signaling pathway; intracellular signal transduction
Cellular component (GO): cytosol; cytoskeleton; membrane
Molecular function (GO): ATP binding; cytokine receptor binding; non-membrane spanning protein tyrosine kinase activity
Source: RefSeq, a predicted model, not a curated record
GUACUACUUUCGGAAUUGGCACGGGAUGAACGACAAGGAACCGGCGGUUUAUCGCAACGUGCCCCGACAGAGCGACUCCCCCGACGAGAAGCUGCAAGGAGGAGCCUUGCUUGACAAAUCGUCCUUCGAGUAUCUAUUUGAGCAGGGGAAAUUUGAAUUCAUCAAUGACAUCGCGUCUUUAAAAGACUUCCAGACUGAACAGGAGAUACAGAGGUUCAAAAACGAAAGCUUGGGCAUGGCCGUGCUUCACCUCUCUCACAUCGCCAUCAAAAAAGGCGUCUCCCUUGAGGAAGUGGCCAGAAAAUACAGCUUCAAGGACUGCAUCCCGCGCUCCUUUUACCGCCAGAUCCAGCAAAACAACUACCUGACCAAAUUCCGCAUGAAAAAUGUCUUCAAGAAGUUUGUGCAGCGUUUCCAGCGCCACACGGUCAGCACCGGCAAGCUGACGGUGCAGGACAUCAUGUACAAAUACCUGGCUACCUUGGAGCACCUCGCGCCUCGCUUCGGGAGCGAGCUUUUCCCCGUGCUCUCCUUGGAGACCUCCUCCGAGGGCGAGAAGGUGCAGCUGUACGUCAACGGGGGACAUUCGCAGCUGGAGCACGGGCACGCGCUGCUCCCCAAGGACCGACCUGUCACCCACGAAGUCCUCGUCACGGGCACGAGCGGGAUCCAGUGGCGGCCCGUGCCUGUAGAGAGCAUCGAGAACUUCUCCCAUCGUGGAUAUUUUGGGAGGAAGAGCAGAAACAAAGAGCUGGAGCCCAAGGGGCCGACUCAGCCGGCGGAGUGGAGCGAGCCGAAAUGGGCCCAUUUCUGCGAUUUCCGGGAGAUCACGCACAUCGUCAUCAAGGACUGUAGGGUCAGCAUCAACCGGCAGGACAACAAGUGCCUGGAGGUGGUUCUCCCAUCUUCCGAGAGCGCGCUCUCCUUGGUCUCGCUGGUGGAUGGUUAUUUCCGACUUACGGCUGACUCCAGCCACUACCUGUGUCACGAAGUGGCACCACCGCGAGUCGUGAUGAGCAUCUUGAACGGCAUCCACGGGCCCAUGCAGGAGGAGUUUGUUUUUGCCAAGCUGCGGCGGGAGGAGCAGGAGGAAGGGCUCUACAUCAUCCGCUGGAGUGUCCUUGACUUCAAUAGGAUGAUUCUCUCCGUGGUGAAGAGGGGCCACCAGCAGGGAGCCCUCAAGUACAGGCAAUUCCGGAUCCAAAAAAAAGGAAACUCCUUUGUGCUGGAAGGGUGGGACCGGGAGUUUUCCACUUUACGGGAGCUCUUGGAUGUACUCAAGGGCUGCACGCUCAAGUCAGGUGACGAAAGCUUCACGGUGAAGAGAUGCUGUCCACCUAAACCAGGAGAGAUCUCGGACCUGCUGAUCACGCGGAAGGUGAAGGAUAGCGCCAAGCAGAUCCUUAACCUGACUCAGCUCAGCUUCCACCAGAUCCGCAAGAACGAGAUCACUCAGCGAGCCCACCUGGGGCAGGGCACCCGCACGAACAUCUACGACGGGGUGCUGAACGUCUGCGGGACCGCCGGGGCCGACGACGAAGCCGAGUAUUUCUCCACCGAGCAGAAUAACAACAGCCGGGAGAUGCACGUGGUCCUCAAAGUCCUGGAUCCCAGCCACAGAGAUAUCGCCCUGGCGUUUUUUGAGACAGCCAGCCUGAUGAGCCAAGUGUCGCACGUCCACUUGGCUUUCGUGCACGGAGUCUGCGUGCGAGGCUCCGAGAAUAUUAUGGUGGAGGAGUUUGUGGAACACGGACCUCUGGACGUGCUGCUGCGGAAAGAGAAAGGCCGGGUCACCGUGGGCUGGAAAAUCACCGUGGCCAAGCAGUUGGCCAGUGCCUUGAGCUACCUGGAGGACAAAAACCUGGUGCACGGCAACGUGUGUGCGAAAAACAUCCUGCUGGCCAGGAAGGGGCUGGAAGAUGGAUCUGUGCCUUUCGUGAAGCUCAGUGACCCCGGAGUCAGCUUUACGGUGCUCUCUCGAGAAGAGCGCGUGGAUCGGAUCCCCUGGAUCGCCCCGGAAUGCGUCCGGGAUGUGGGAAACCUCAGCACGGCGGCCGACAAAUGGAGCUUUGGCACCACGUUGCUGGAAAUCUGCUUCGACGCCGACGUCCCUCUCAAGGAGCGCACGCCUUCGGAGAAAGAACGUUUCUACGAGAAAAGGCAUCGCCUGCCCGAGCCGUCCUGCAAGGAGCUGGCCACCCUCAUCUGUCAGUGCCUGAACUACACUCCCGUCGAGCGGCCGUCCUUCCGGACCAUCCUGCGGGAUCUCACCCAGCUCCAGCCACACA